UUGUCGUAUCAAGGUAAAAUGUGUAAGUUUUGCUAACGCUGGCCUCCACGCCAGAACUGACAAAAAGUUUACCUUGUUCGCGGGAGAUGAUAACGUGGGCGGGGCACCUCUUGUGUGCUAGUGCUUAUUAAGUUGGAUUUACCUUAUUAGCGCGCCCACAAGCCAUUCAGAGGGUGGCGUUAGGCUCACAUUGAGAGAUGGAUUGUUAUUACGGUGAAGUGCCGUUGGUUAUCGGCUAAGAAACAGCGCUUAGUUGACGAGGGGUGCAAGCGAGCUCCCCUUUCCCAGUUAUGCCUGUUGGGGGUGUGAAGCGGCUAGUUACCAUUCCUUGCAAGCAACUCUCCAUGGCUUGGUUCUUCCGCCUGCAGAUCGAAGGCGGUUUGUAAUGUCGACUGACGUGCAUGUAGCAACAACAAACAUUUGUAAUUGACGAUCGAUUGAAAGCGACUGCUUCAUUACCUAUUCAAAUAUACACAUCACUGUAGCAGCUAAGCUGUCACUCGCAAGAAAGCCAAACUGGAUUCAAACCGUGAAAACUCACAAUCAGCCAGCCGUGUGUGCCCUACCCGCUCUGCAGUAUGGACCAAACGGGGGGCGAGUAGAGGUGGUAGCAUGGCCACCACCAGGGGGAGGGGGAGGCAGAGGGGGGCCUGUCUCCCGAAAACAGAGAGGAAUACGAACGUAUGGAAAAGUGGAUGGACGAACACACAGAGUUUGUACAUGACUAUUUUUCACGGAAAGCGAAGCGCAGCAUGGUUGACGGGUGGCUGAUUGCUCAUUCCAUCGCCCAUAGCGGACUCCACCUGCAGUCGGACAGUCUCAGUUCGUCCAGUGGAUCCAACUCCAAACCAAGUUCAGGUGCUAAUACCCCAGUGAGAAAAAUCUCAGCUCAGGAAUUUGACAAGGGGGGCAUCCUGAAGCCGAUCAUAUCGACUGUUGAUGGGACCCCUACUUUCCUUGGCCCGUCCUCAUUGACGGGGUCAUGGCAGGGGAAAACCCGGAAAUCUAUGAGUGAACUAAAAGCUCUUGACGAGAAAGAGCUCAUGUAUGAGUUGGUCAUUGACAUUUGUAAUGAUUUAGACGUUACAAGUUUGUGCUAUAAGAUUCUUCUUAACGUCUGCAUUUUGCUAAAUGCCGACAGGUGCUCGUUGUUUCUGGUUCAGGGAAAGGGCACCAACGAAAAGUGGUUGGUAUCAAAACUGUUUGAUGUGAGUAGCGACUCAACGUACGAGGAAAUAUGUGAGAGACAGGAAGAGAUUCGCAUCCCGUGGGGUACGGGCAUCAUCGGCUAUGUGGGUUUGACGGGCGAGGUUGUCAACAUCCCCGACGCCUAUGAGGAUCCUCGCUUCAACAGUGAUAUUGAUGUCCAGAUGUCCUACAAGACCAGAAGUAUCCUGUGUAUGGCCAUCAAGGAUAGUGACGGAGAGGUCAUCGGGGUAGCACAGGCCAUUAACAAAAUCAGUGUCCGAGAUGAACCAUUUGAUGAACAUGAUGAGAAGGUCUUUGCCUCAUAUCUUGCAUUCUGCGGUAUUGGUGUGAAAAAUGCUCAACUAUAUGAAAGGUCUCAACUUGAAAACAGAAGGAACCAGGUGCUACUGGAUCUCGCCCGUGUGAUAUUUGAAGAACAGAGUAAUGUUGCUAACCUGAUCCACAAGAUUAUGAUGCACACACAGUCCUUGCUGCGGUGUGAGAGGUGUCAGGUGCUCCUUGUUGAUGAUCACUCGAAGGACAAAAACAAGCAGCCUUGGUUACCCUUAGAAGCGGGGAUAUUUUCACAAGUGUUUGAUCUCCAGGCCAGUGACUUUGACAAUGAUGACACCUAUAACAGAGAGGGUCCACAGGAGCCCCGAUUCCCUAUCAAUAUAGGAAUUACUGGAUAUGUAGCAACAACUGGGGAGGUGAGUGGUCUGGAUGUUGUCAGACGUCUUGUGUGUCCCAGGACAGGUGUCAUGAGGGAAAUGUAUACAUCCCUAGUGCAG
Haliotis rubra (blacklip abalone) is the source of this 1979-nucleotide messenger RNA. RefSeq names its product dual 3',5'-cyclic-AMP and -GMP phosphodiesterase 11-like. The record is from RefSeq and is a predicted model, not a curated record. Gene Ontology annotation, molecular function: protein binding. NCBI's taxonomy places the organism in Eukaryota, Metazoa, Mollusca, Gastropoda, Lepetellida, Haliotidae. The transcript has 7 exons. The annotation marks the transcript as partial.